CGUUUAUUACGUUCGUUGUAACUUGGAACGCGUUUAUACUCCAUUGUUCUUUUGUUAAUUUCAGUCUUCAUUCUUCAGAUUUUUCGGUACGCAGCAAGUAGCGUUAUACAGAUUAUAUAUUUUGUUCCCGUCGCUUGUUGUUACAGAAAAGUAAGGCAGAAAUUUAAGUUGCUCAAACAAAAUAUUCAAAAUGAUUUGUUACAUACGAAAAAAUAGUAUACAUGCAUUUCUCAAGCAUAAGAUAGCUGGACAAAUGGUUAGGAGCAUAACUAGAAGUAUUGCUUGUAAAGGACCACAAAAAAUGGAAGAUUAUUUCAAAGACAAAAAAAUUAUAGUCACUGGAUCUUGUGCUGGUAUGGGAGAAAAAAUUACAGAGAGAUUACUAGAUUUGGGUGCAUUUGUCUAUGCAGUGGUAGAGAAGAAGGACGGAGCUGCUAAAGAAUUACCAAACACAAAACAAAUAUUUUGUGAUGUUUCAAAGUGGGAGGACACUUAUAAGAAAAUGUACGACAUCGGACCAGUACAUGGAUUGGUCAACAAUGCUGGUGUAGCUGUUAUUGAACCAUUUUUUGAAGUCACUGAAAAUGGUUGGGAUAAGACUUUGAAUGUUAAUGCCAGAGCCUUGGUGAGAAUAAGUCAGGCAGUGGCCAAAAACAUGAUUAAUGCCGGUAUCAAAGGAUCUAUUGUGAAUAUUUCUUCAACAAUUUCAACGAGAGCCAUACCUGAUCAUACAACAUACUGUGCAUCUAAAGGAGCUGUGAAUCAAAUAACCAGAACAAUGGCAAUCGAGCUAGGUAAAUGUGGGAUCCGUACCAACAGCGUAAAUCCAACUGUCGUGUUGACCCGUAUGGGUAAAAUUGCGUGGUCAGAUCCCGAAAAAUCUGAACCCAUAAUGAGACGAAUCCCACUUGGAAGAUUUGCAGAAACCGAUGACAUAGCGAACGCUGUGAUUUUCAUGCUCAGUGACUAUUCUACCAUGGUAAAUGGAACAUCUCUCGUAGUUGAUGGCGGGUUCUUGGCAGGAUAGACAACUUUGCUACGAAACAAAGUUAUUAAAGAAUUCACUAAUUCAAUUCAAAAUUAUUUUUUUUCUCAAUAUGUCAUGCCAAACAUUUUAUGUAAUAUUUAAACUAUUAUAUAUUAUAUUUAUUGUGUGCAUUUUACAAUAACUUUUAUACUUUAUCGACAAUAAACUGUGAAUUCUA
Molecule: messenger RNA, 1205 nt
Organism: Metopolophium dirhodum (rose-grain aphid)
Lineage: Eukaryota; Metazoa; Arthropoda; Insecta; Hemiptera; Aphididae
Product: L-xylulose reductase-like
Exons: 6
Coding region: 191-1027 (278 amino acids)
Biological process (GO): glucose metabolic process; xylulose metabolic process
Molecular function (GO): carbonyl reductase (NADPH) activity; L-xylulose reductase (NADPH) activity
Source: RefSeq, a predicted model, not a curated record